This is a messenger RNA of Penicillium malachiteum, 822 nucleotides long. RefSeq lists its product as uncharacterized. NCBI's taxonomy places the organism in Eukaryota, Fungi, Ascomycota, Eurotiomycetes, Eurotiales, Aspergillaceae. The transcript has 2 exons. The record is from RefSeq and is a predicted model, not a curated record. Bases 1 to 822 code for a protein of 273 amino acids.
AUGUCGAAACUCUCCAGCAGCCUCAAGGCAUUGAUCAACUCUCCGGCUGCCCGGCCACACACGGUGCCAGCGCCCGCUAAUAUUGUUUCUGUAUAUUCCAAGAUCCAGCAGACUGCCCAAGCGCAGCAGGUUUCACCCCCAUCAUGGAUCGCCCUGUCGACUGCAGCUACAAUGACAAUGAACUCACCUGAAUCCCUUGCCGCUCUCUACCAAUUAGCCUCCACUUCCCUCGAUAAAGUCCAAGCUGCCGAGCUUAUGCGCGAGGUUGGGUUGAAAUGCAUCAGUUUCAACGGAAUUCCCCGAUCGAUCAACUGCCUGAAUGCGUUUAAGGCUAGUCUACCAGAGAAUGUCACCAAUCAACUAUCAACCACCCCGACCCGCCUCCCAACCCCAGCAAAUAUCACUGAGAUCAGCGAACGGGGUCAAGCGCUAUGGGACUCUAUCUAUCGACCCUUUGAUAAGAAGCUAUACAACAAGCUAGGGGACUCGCAUCCAGAUCUGCCUGUUCAUAUUCUACACAGCAAUUAUGGUGCCUUACUUUCUGGCACCGCUGUGGUCGGUCGCGUCUUGACCUCUAUCGCCGCCGUUGCUUGUCUGCGUGCUCAAACUGGUGUCGGACCUCAGGUUGUGUCGCAUAUAUUUGGUCUUCGAAAGGCUUUGGAAGAUGGCAGUUGGGCCAGUGAUGUUGAGAGUGAGCAAGGUAUGCGCUGGUUGGCCAGUGAUGAGGGUAAUACUUGGAUGUUGAACAGUGUGGAUGCUAUCGUGGAGGCCAUUGGAGGGGGGAAUGGCUCGAAUUUUGCGCCUGGCAAAGCUAAGCUCUAA